GGGAGGAGCUGGUGCUGGGCUGCGCAGGAUAGGAAGCGAGGGCGGGAGGACGAGCGGAGGGUAGAAGUGGCCCGCUUCGGAUCGGCGCUGUGCGGCGGUGGGUGGGUGACAAGGGCUUUUGCUGUGAAACCAGUGCCCGCACGUCGAAGCCGGCAUGGCCACGGAGCCCCUGGGGCUUGUGACGUAUUGAUUGCGUAUACAGAUGAUGCCGCUGAAUGGUGUCAGUAUCUUCAGAAUCUCUUCAUCUCUUCUCGGCAAGUUCGAAAGCAGCGGAUUCUGAGCUACAAGGUGGAGAGCGGGACUGCUAUUCCCCAUGAGGAGCUGGACCUAUUCCGUAGUAGCCGAUGCAUCCUUGUGUUGCUCUCUGGUGAGCUAGUGCAGAACUUUUACAUCCCUGCUGCCCUUCAGAGCCUUCAAGAAGCUUUGCAUCCCCCACACAAAGUGGUCAAACUGUUUUGCGGUGUCACGGAUUGUGACGACUAUCUGACAUUUUUCAAGGAAUGGUAUCAGUGGAAAGAGCUCACCUAUGAUGAUGACCCUGAAGCUUACCUUGAAGCUAUCAAGAAAGCUAUUUCAGAAGAUUCUGGCUGUGAUUCUGUGACUGAUACAGAGGCAGAAGACGAGAGAGAACCAGUUUACUCCAGGAAAAUUGCAAUGAGUGAACAGCAUGGAACAUCUGAGGGCACCACAGAAAACCUGGUGGUGCUGCCUGAUCACAUACGUUGUGGGGUGCAGAUGACUGUUUAUAUAAUCAUGAAGUGCAAGAUGGAUGGUAAAGUGAAAACAGAAGCUGAAUUCACUCCAGGGAAUGCCCCAUCUGUGCGUGUGCCAGCCAGGAUGGAAAAUGAGUACACAGUUUCUGUGCAGGCACCAGAGUUAACAUCUGGGCCAGUGUCUCUACGGAUAUAUUCAGGUGACUUGUUGGUAGGGGAAGCAAACAUCAAGUAUUACACCGACAUGGAAGAGAUCGGCAACCUAUUGGCUAAUGCAGCUAAUCCAGUGGAGUUCAUGUGUCAGGCCUUUAAAAUAGUACCAUACGACAUAGAAACUCUGGACAAACUGUUGACAGAAUCACUAAAGCAAAACAUUCCUGCAAGUGGCUUGCACCUGUUUGGAAUCAACCAGCUGGAGGAAGAAGAUAUGACAACAAACCAGAGAGAUGAAGAGCUGCCAACACUGCUUCACUUCGCUGCAAAAUAUGGGCUGAAGAACCUCACGGCUCUGUUGCUCACAUGCCCAGGAGCCCUGCAGGCCUACAGUGUAGCCAACAAAUAUGGGUACUAUCCAAAUAAUAUCGCAGAAAAACAUGGCUUUAAGGACCUCCGACAGUUCAUCGAUGAAUAUGUGGAAACAGCAGAUAUGCUGAAGAGUCACAUUAAGGAGGAACUGAUGCAAGUUGAAGCAGAUGAGUCUGUUUAUGAGUCCAUGGCCCAUCUCUCCACUGACCUGUUGAUGAAAUGUUCCCUAAAUCCUGGCUGUGAUGAUGAGCUGUAUGAAUCCAUGGCUAACUUAGUGUCUGGUGCCACAGAAGAUCUUUAUGUUGAGAUGCUCCAAUCAAAAUCAGACACCCCGAUCACUAGAGAUGAGAUUUCUAUGAGAACCAAAGACUCUAUGCUGCGCAAAUUUUUAGAAGGCAGUAGCGUAGAUAUGCCAGAUUCAGAAGAAAAUUCUUACCUGCAGUGCAGUGGGGAAGAUCUUUACUACACUAUAGCACAGGAUGACUUUCCUUCAGAGGUGGCUAACAGGCCUCCAGUUCCUGUUCCAAGGCCGGAUGCCAGCUCCCCACCACCAGACAAAGAGCUGUACAUUUCCAAAGUUUUUGCACAAAAAGCCCGAAGACCUGAGAAUCUUUAUAUCUCUUCAGAGAGGGUUAAGAAAGAACCAGCCGUCAGGCCAGUCAGGGACGCAUCUCAGUCAAGCAUAUAUGAUCCAUUUGCUGGGAUGAAAACCCCGGGUCAGCGGCAGUUAAUUACUUUACAGGAACAAGUCAAGACGGGAAUACUCAACGUGGAUGAAGCUGUGCUCCAUUUUAAGGAGUGGCAACUGAACCAGAAAAAGAGAUCAGAAUCAUUCCGGUUCCAGCAGGAAAACCUGAAACGGCUACGAGACAGCAUCACCCGGAGGCAAAUGGAGAGGCAGAAAGCAGGAAGAAAUUCUGACUUGGAAAUCACUGAGCCUAUUCGCCAUUUGUAUAAUUCUCCUGGGAAAGUAGAAUGCGGCAUUUAUGAAUAUACCCCCAGGAAAAGUGCUUUCCCACCAAAAAAGGAGCUAAAGCGAGGGGACUGGAAAACAGAGAGCACCUCAAGCACGACAAGCAGUGCAAGUAACCGAUCCAGUACUCGAAGCGUCAUGAGUGGCAGUAGUGGAAUGGAAGGGGACAGCGAGGACAAUGAAAUCCCAGAAUCCAAGAGAAGCCACAGUCCAGGAGCCCCACAGGUGGAGAGGUUACCUCUCACUCUGCCCGAAAGGCCUCCAAGAGUGCCUCCCCGAGGUGCAAGCAGGCCUGUUAGCAGUGAAAGCCUUCUUCCUCCACCUGUACCCCCAAGAGGUCGCUGAAUCUCAAUGUAUUUUGGAAUCUGGGAUUUUCUAGAGCAUGUGUGGGGAGGGAGGGGGUGAUAUUUUUGGGUCUUUUACAAUUAUUUAUAGGUGGAAGUAAGGUUAUUUUCCUCCCUCGUGUAUCUUUUUUUUACUGAGAUAUCUCUCAGCUUCUGGUGCCUUUUUUCUUGAAGGCUGUUUGUACUUCUGAAUUUUAAGGAAAAACCAUCUGAAUUGACAAGGAGAAUUCUGAUGAGCUCUCUGACAGCUCUGAAUCAAGAUAAGGAGCUAAUCCUCCCCAGUGAAGAGCAUCCCAGCCACCAUCCCUUUGGUCAUUUUAAUAAUUAUUUUUUAAAAAAGGAUUUAAUGGAAAAUGUUCUUUUGCAAAAAGUUCUUUGAGACUUUAUUUGAGGACUGCUCAUUACAGGCUUCACAAAAGGAGUAUACCAAUUAAUAUGCUAUAACUUGGACACUGGGUUCAUUUGUAUCAAAUCCCAGGUAGUUUAGGAUUUCUCUUCAAGAAGGAAUCGCUAGACAAUGGUUUUUGCAGAAGGACUCUCUGAAGACUAUUUUAUGCAAGCAAAUGUUCUUGUAUACAUUAUUUUAAUCUAAUUGUUUUCUUCUUCCCCUUUGUCCCUGGAUGGGAUUUUUGUUUGCAAGGUUCCAUGUAUGCUGCUUUUGGGAAUGUGAGACCCCCUGACAGUGACAGAUGGAUUUGCUCUUGGGCACAAAGCAGCAGUUUAGGAGUCUUCUGGGGAUUUUGUUACUUUAAACAAGUAGUUCUCAACCUUUUUAAGACUCAAGACACCCUUUGUUAGAUUCAAGGUACCCCUUUGAAAUUGCAAGCUCGUAGUUUUGACUUGUUUUUUGAUUACAGAAAAAUAAUAGAGAAAUUCUUCUGUAGCAAAGAUCUCAGAAAGACCACAAAUUGGAAUGCUUUUAAAACUAUGGAUUCCUAUAUGAAAUAUGUGGGCUUAUUUUAUGAACCAUAUUUGCAUGCCUAACAGUGCUGAUGUUACAUGACAUCUUACAGCACCCUUGAAAAGAUCUCAAGGCACAACAGCACACAGGUUGGGAAUCACUGUUUUACAUCCAAGAAGCUGACUUCUUGCAUGAGGGGAAAGAAUAUACAAUGCUCCUCUACCUUUCUUUCUCCCCUGUGCACUUUGGAUUAUCCUCACCAGACAUCCUGAGGCUCUUUGGUUAGGCUUUAUCACAGCUGAUCUCCUCCUAAAUGCAUCCCCCUUACCAGUAUUAGCUGUGUGUUUAAUCCUUGCUCUUUGUCUGGGGUAUGCCUUCCCUAAGCAUCCUUUCUGGCAAGGUUAAUCUGCAGUAGAAGCAUCUCACCUGUUCAGCUUGAGAGUGUAAAACUUCCACAAAGGGCUUCUCUGUUCUGUACCCCUCCUACCAUGCCAAUGGCACACAGAGCAGAAACCACAUGAGCCCUUAUUGCAGGGGAUGGAGCAGUUGUCUUUGAGACCUUCCUUAAUUCUGCCCUGGCUCACAGCUGAGGAAAGAAUAAUGGGCUCCAGCUGUCCCUGGAUGAUGUGGCCCAUUGGGUGUGAUCCACAGCCGGCACAGGUUAGAGCUGCCUGUGGCUGUUUAGCCCAGGGUUAGAGAAUUUUUUAAUUUUCAGCUUAUGCCCCCUCUCCCUCUCCCUUGAGUCUUUGUGGAGGAGAGAAGCCAUCCCUUACCCUGGGCUCAGGAGAAGCUGAUCGAAUGCCUGUGCUGUUCUCUUGGGUUCCCACAACCCAACAGAUAGGCAAAUGGGAUAAGAGUUGCAGUUCUGCCUCUCAUGCAGUGCAGUAUGUGGCCACUUGAGGGACCUGCUGAAGAGCUGCAGCAAAGAAGGAGCAAUAGCUGUGCUCUAUUUCUAGCUCACCUCUGGGCUGCUGUGGGGGGUAGCAUUAAAGGUACUUCACUGCUUACCUCACUGUUCUUCAGGGCAUGGGUGGGGGUGGUGAUCAGGAAAUGCAGCUAAGUUCACAAUCAGAUACAGACUCCCUUCUCAAUGCAGGAUUUUCCUUAUAAGCCACAGGCUGCACAAUCCUUUACAUGUAUGUAGUGUCCCGUCCAGUGACCAGGUGCGACUCUAAACACUACACACUCUGAAUAGCAGUUUGCAGCAUCUUGCUCUCUGGUCCUUUGAAUGGGAGUGGAGGGGCAGUGACUACAGACAGCUACAGUGGUCAAGUCCCUGCCACUGUUCUAGUGAACAGAAAAAGGUCUUUUUGCUUAUUGAAGAGGAAAUUGAUACCAUGGGUGAAUGAAGGAGAAUGGAUUAAGAAAAUAAAACUGAAGAUGUUAAUCCAAGAGCCUGAUGGUCCCUAUUCAGCCCUUGCUACUGCUGUUCUUUGUAUAUAGCUCCUUGACAUUGUGCUCUGAUGUUGUCCUAACCUGCAAGCUGUCCAGUGACACCCUGGCUUCACUGGUUCUCCCUGUGUGCUGCUCUUAAACUCUGAGAUCAGUGAUGCAGCAUUACGGGAAUUAAACUGCUUUUGCAUCUUUUCCAGGCACCAAGGAGGGUAGGGAGGGAACUAAAGGGUGUGGGGGAGAUUACAAAGAAGGCAGAAAAUAAAAAGCAAAAUGUGAAAAGUGCCAUGAAAUUGCCAGCUCUGAGGAAAGCUUAUGGCAAGGCAGUGAGGCAAUGGGACUUUGAGUUUAGGCACUGCCUCAACUCAAAGUCAUGAGGGAUCUCACUGUGGGCAACCCUCAUGAGACUGUCAAAUAUGCUUUCUUUAACAUGAGUUCAUCUGAACUCAACUAGAGAAUGCAUUUCCAAGCAAUCUUAGCAUUGCCACCUGUUGGACUGUCAUUGCAACAACUGAAUUGCAAAUGCUGAGUUUAGGAGUGAGAUGAACUAUGCUUGUUCAAGCUGCUUAAGAAUGAGUUAAUAAUAGCCCUUAAAUCUCUGCUUAGUGUCUCCUUCUCUUUGAAGCUCAGAACUUCCCUAUGUUGAACAGUCUCAUAAAUGCAAACACCAGUGGGACUCUACUAGUUUCAGGAGCCUGUUGUUGCUUUAGGAGAGACCCGAGCUGCAGCAGUGGGUUCCAAGUGCAUUACAAACCUGACCUGUUCAGAGCCUAUAAGCGCUGUGAGGAGAUGCCUGUCUCCAGGUUGUGUUUGGGCAGGUAUUCCCAAAAUGAAGUUUGUUUCCCAUGGCCAUAUUUUCCUUGUGACGUAAACUCAGUUUUAAAUAGGUUCCUUUUAUCUGUAGGCUAUAGAUGUGUUGCAUAUACAUGCAAUGCACAUGGUCCCUGCCUAAGCUGCAAACUGCACCAAAAUCACCAAACUGCAUCCCCGCAGUCUCCAGUAUUUCUGCCUCUGCUCAGAAUGCAAAAAUUCCUAGUUACACUUCUGAUCUUUCACUUGUAAUUCACUGAUUCAAAUGGAGUCUGGUCUGCAGUGACAGUCCGGCUGGUCAGUGAAAAGGGUUUGCUCUUAGAGAAGUGUGAAUCAUAAAUCCCACCCACCACAGCAGAUGGGUUUGCAGACAGACGUAAGGACUGAGUGAGGCCAAAUUUUCCUUCCCGUCACAGGUGGUGGGCCAUCCAGUUUAGAACUGACAUAUGCUAGCUGGCCAGUGUGAGAAAGCAUGUGUCACUUCUCCCUCAGCUGUAUCUUUCUCCGGCACUCUACUUAUUUUUAAGUAUGAGACAGUUGGAGCAAUUUUUGACCAACAUUUUCCCUUGUGGGACCAGUCCUGCCUCCACUAAAAUCAGUGGAUGAUUUUGCCAUGGACUCAAUGAAAGUAGAGUCAUUCCCUAUGGAAAAUGCCCAUUCAUGAAACAGUUUGAAUUAAAGCUUAGUUUGUUACAACAAUGAAGAAAGUAAAUUUGACAUGUGAGGCUGAGGAGAAAACAUUUUAUGGAUUCUGCAGGCUGUGCCUAAUGGAGAAAGUAAAUCUAUGUUAAAGUCCAUCAAUCCAUAUGAGAAAAGACAUGAAGGAAUACUUGUGUUCCUCUGACUUCUUAUGAUAGCUCUGUGUGAAUUUAUUUAUUUUUGGCAUUGUGCAAUAUUUGAUAUGAGAAGAAUGCAAUGUUUGCUGUUGGUCUUUUGGGAAAUGUAAAUGUCUUAUUAAAAUUGCUUUUGUAUUCCUUUCAUUUAAA
This is a messenger RNA of Alligator sinensis (Chinese alligator), 6644 nucleotides long. It is a transcript of the gene PIK3AP1, whose product is annotated as phosphoinositide-3-kinase adaptor protein 1. The record is from RefSeq and is a predicted model, not a curated record. NCBI's taxonomy places the organism in Eukaryota, Metazoa, Chordata, Crocodylia, Alligatoridae. The coding region runs from base 655 to 2556 and encodes 633 amino acids. Gene Ontology annotation, molecular function: signaling receptor binding; phosphatidylinositol 3-kinase regulatory subunit binding. The transcript has 17 exons. Gene Ontology annotation, cellular component: cytosol.